Camelina sativa (false flax) is the source of this 898-nucleotide messenger RNA. RefSeq lists its product as uncharacterized. The record is from RefSeq and is a predicted model, not a curated record. Lineage: Eukaryota; Viridiplantae; Streptophyta; Magnoliopsida; Brassicales; Brassicaceae. Gene Ontology annotation, molecular function: aminoacyl-tRNA deacylase activity.
UUUAGAUCAAUGGCUCCGAUUCUUUUGUUCUUGUUUUCUUUACCGUAGAUAUAUGAUCACAGGUGAUUACGAACGAAAUCGACUUACGAAAACAAUCCUUAGCUUGCUGCGGCGAGGCGACGAUCGGAAAAUUCGAAAUGGAAGACGGAGGAGAAGGCAUGAAUGCUGCUGCGGCGGAGCUUGAAAAACUCCAAAUUGAUAUUCUCCGUAGAAUCUCCCUUCUCGAGAGCAAUGUUCUCCCACAGGCUCCGUCGCCUUCUCUACCGGUUGAUGAAAACGAAACUGUGGCUCGCCUCUCCUCCAUUCUCCGUUCCGGCGGCAUUAACGACUUCUGCUUCAAGAGAGUCGCUCGAGAUUACUACGACUGGCCUCUCGAAUCUCGCCGCGACGUUCUCGGCGCUUCCUCAGUUGACCAUCUCUGCAAAAGCAUUGUUCUGGUUAAUACUCAAGCUUCAUCGGACAUUGUGGAUUGCAGUGAUCGAAACAACUCAAAAUACUAUGUGGUCGUGGUUCAGUAUACAGCCAGAUUCAAUGCCGAAGCAGUAAAGCAGUUUCUUUAUUCACUAAAUGAGGGAAAGAUCCCAAAGAAAAGAUUUAACUUGAGACUUGCUCCUGAGGAGACGUCGAUUAAAUUGACAGGGUUUGAGCACAAUGCGGUAACCUGUAUAGGUAUGAAGACAAACAUACCGGUGAUAUUGGAUGAGGCCAUAGCCAAACUUAAACCAGAUUUCUUCUGGUUGGGUGGUGGAGAAAUCGAUCUGAAGCUCGGUGUCAAAACUUCUGAAUUCCUUGAAUUUGUGAAACCGUUCAUAGUUCCUUGUAGCUGAAAUCAAGAAUAUUUGUAACACUAUUUUUUCUCCCUGUUAUCAAAUGUUACACUUAGCAUAAGAUUUUAGCU